Alosa sapidissima (American shad) is the source of this 660-nucleotide messenger RNA. RefSeq names its product gamma-crystallin M3-like. Bases 19 to 555 code for a protein of 178 amino acids. The record is from RefSeq and is a predicted model, not a curated record. Gene Ontology annotation, molecular function: structural constituent of eye lens. The transcript has 3 exons. Lineage: Eukaryota; Metazoa; Chordata; Actinopteri; Clupeiformes; Clupeidae. Gene Ontology annotation, biological process: visual perception; lens development in camera-type eye.
AGAACUACAACCACAAUCAUGACCAUGGGCAAGAUUAUCUUCUACGAGGACAGGAACUUCCAGGGUCGUUCCUAUGAGUGCAUGAGCGACUGCCCUGACAUGCACUCCUACCUCAGCCGCUGCCACUCCUGCAGGGUGGAGAGCGGUUGCUUCAUGGUCUACGACCGUCCCAACUUCAUGGGUAACCAGUACUUCAUGAGGAGGGGCGAGUACUCUGACUACAUGCGCAUGAUGGGCAUGAGCGACUGCAUCAGAUCUUGCCGCAUGAUCCCCAUGCACAGAGGACAGUUCAGAAUGAGGAUCUAUGAGAGGGAGAACUUCGGUGGACAGAUGAUGGAGCUGAUGGACGACUGUGACUCCAUCAUGGACCGCUACCGUAUGUCUGACUGCCAGUCCUGCCAUGUUAUGGAUGGCCACUGGCUCAUGUAUGAGCAGCCCCACUUCAGAGGCAGAAUGAUGUACAUGAGGCCUGGCGAGUACAGAAGCUUCAGGGAGAUGGGAAUGAACAACAUGAGGUUCAUGAGCAUGAGGCGCAUCAUGGAUUCAUGCAUGUAAACUGUUAAAUCUGUAGAAAUAACUGCUUCUGCUUGAUUUAAACUAUUUUUUUUCUACAUGCAGUAAUACAGAAAUAAUGUUCAUCUGGCAUUUAAAUAAAUAAAC